Messenger RNA from Paramormyrops kingsleyae, 4701 nucleotides. Its product is annotated as leucine-rich repeat-containing protein 52-like. Gene Ontology annotation, molecular function: potassium channel activator activity; transmembrane transporter binding; voltage-gated potassium channel activity. Gene Ontology annotation, cellular component: voltage-gated potassium channel complex. The record is from RefSeq and is a predicted model, not a curated record. Lineage: Eukaryota; Metazoa; Chordata; Actinopteri; Osteoglossiformes; Mormyridae.
CGUAAGCGGAGCGGCGAGCAUCAGACAGACCAUAAUAAAACCAACUGCUUAACACUCGCUUUGACCAAAAGGAAAUUCGCAGCUCAAUCAGGACGCAGCUUUAGUCUGAGUGCUGCCAGAACCAAGAGAACCGCACCAAUGGAUCCUACUCUGAAUUUUUCGGAACAAAAUAAACAAGUCUUUCACAAGUCUUACCACCAAAACUAAACGAAGCAAACCGAAUACCUGGAUGAUGAUAAGCAAAAAUCCAUUGCAAUUAAAAGCUUUUAUUAAGUGGGAUUUGCAAUAACAGAAACAUAUUUGUCUUUUAGUGCCCUGGCACCCUGCGCGUGUGGAAGGAAUGAGAUGUUGGCGUCGGCAUCAGUGAACAAAAAUCACAGAGUGGACCUCAGCAAUACAGAUCAAUGAAGAAUGUGGAGGUGCUUGGGGGUACGAUCCAGAAAGAGUUCAUGAAGCCCUCGGUGGUAUCAUGCGUCUUCUCCCCGAGCCCAGCGCGCAGUCUUUACGGCUCAUCUUUUUACUGAUAUUUGUAAUGGGGGUGGCACCAUCACCCGCGCUCACGGCCGGCUGUCCCGGCCGCUGCAUGUGCGACGACCAGCUGGUGGUCCAGUGCGUCGGGCAGCAGCUGACCGACUUUCCUACCGAUCUUCCGCUGGCCACCCGGCAGCUCAUUAUCUCCAACAACCGUAUAGGGGAACUACCGGCGCUACAGCUCAACUACCUGUCCGACCUGGUGUACCUGGACUGCAGCAACAACUCCCUCACAGACAUCACGGAGUCCACCUUCGGGAACCUGCGGAAGCUCGCCUAUCUGGACCUGUCUUUCAACAUCUUAAUUAACAUAGACGACCGGACGUUCGGACCCUUGGCCAGCCUGGUGAUGCUGAGGAUGACGGACAACCCAACUCUGUCUGAGAUCCACCCGGACGCCUUCGCCGAGAACUUGGCCCUGCAAGUACUGGACAUCAGCAGGAACAACCUGACAGCGCUGAAUAUCACCACCCUCAUAGCCUUGCCGGCGCUGCGAUCGCUGGGCAUCAGCGGGAACCCUUGGCGAUGCGACUGCGACACCGAGGACCUGUGUCUCUGGGUGCAGAUCGAGGGAUUCAAGUUUCAAGAUGAAGGGCAGAUCGUGUGCCAGGAUCCCCCGGACAUGAUGGGACAGCGCCUCUCAGAUGUCGGCAUGCAGCUGCGGACGGACUGCCAUCAGACCCUCGGCUACUGGGACUACCUCUUCUUCAUCGCCAUCGGCUUUGUCAUCUUCUCGACGGGCACGGUGGUGGCCUGGGUCAUGGGCGUGUUCAUGGUGCUGUACGAGCGCUACAGCAAGCUACGCAGUGAGAAGCUGGAUCGCGAGGCUGAGGAGCGUCUUCGCCAGGUGUAUCGCGCCAACGUGCAGGGCAACGGGGACCUCAAGAAGGCCGGCCUGCAUGUGUGACACCCCCAGGCCAGGAGGUGGGGGGGGGGCCACGCCAUGCUGUCUCACCAUCUCAAUGGAACUGGCCACUGAGUCGGCCUUGAUGUUCCCCGGUCUGUUCUAGUGUGGAGCGGGGAAGUUGGCGUGGACUGGGGGUGUCCUCACCAAUCAAUAAACAAUCUUCAGAGGCGUGAAGAAGCACUCCUCUCGUUGUUGAGGUUUUCUGCCAUAGUAGCGAGCAGACUGUUGACGGUAUUGAAGGUAUUUGAGUCUUGGAGGAUGUCAGACUCAUACUUGGGUCAAUUAGGAUAGAUCAGCCAUGUAUUAUAGUCACUUAGAACAUUACUGCUUCUCAUCUAACUGGGAUAGGGUCAUCACACGGCAUAACACUGCAUUUUCUGUGGUGUCUGGGGGUGUUUCCAAACUGGAUAAGAAAAAAAUAACACCAACCACAGUAAAAUCUACUGUAAAGCAAAAGGAGUUGUGAUAUGUGAGCAGCAGGGUGGAGAAAAGGAGUGCUGGGUGACUCCACAUCACCAGGUUGACUCUUGUUCCACAGACAGCACCAAAAGCCUUACAGGAUGUAAUUAUUCAGCAAUAAUGCCUUGACAGGUCAAGCACUGAGUGGUGGAGUCAGUCCUGCGUGGCGUAAACUCAUUUGUUUGUUCCGCAGAAUUUGUUUUUAGGUCUUUAAGUUUUGAGGUGUGAUGAAACUCAGUCAAGUGCAGAACUUCUGCACACCGUGCAAGUCCCUCACCUAAUCAACCACCCUCCCCCACCUGCAGGCCCUGAGGUUUGACUGAUUCUGUACAUAGUUUUGCAAACCUCAGUUUCUGGUUGAGUCCCAAAGGUCUUGGCCUUACAGGGUCUGAGCCUUUGAUCUGGAGUAUCCUACAUUGCCUCUCCAUCCCCAUCAGUGCCUCCAUUGGGACAUUGGCAUGCGGGUCAGUGCUUUGAGUGCUAAUGACAUGUACAAAGUGUUAAUCUGUUCUGGAACCGCAGAUAUAAAUACCAAACGAUGAUGGGAAGAGGAAAUUAGCUGUGUUCGGGAGGUAUGGUGGUCCUGAGGCAAGGAUCUGAUGUUCUGAGCCACGUCUCCAUGGAUACCACCUCACAGCCCUACGUAUGCGGUCUCAGGAGCUGCUGGCUGUCCAGACUUGGGGACCAGGGGUCCUGACAUCUGCCCUUUAUUCUGUGAACAGCACGGUGGGGGGGCUUUCGGUGCCUGUGAAAACCCUCUCAUGGGUUCGUAGGAAUGCACGCAGUGUUGUAGGAAUGAAUGUAAAGUGAUUCAGCCCAUCUGGGCGGUAAGACAUCCUGACAGACCCUGGAACAUGCAAAGUGCUGUAACCGGUUACUGUGACAUGUAAGGGGGCACUCUCUGGGGUGAUGUAUAUUAAUUUAAUGUUUGCACUGUCUGGGGGAAUACUGUGGUUCUCUGCCACAAACACAGAUGUCUGGUGUUCCGAAAGAACGCCGUACAGAAUAUUCCCGCCUUUGUACUGUUUGCUGUGAAAUUAGCGGAUUAGAGAUCCCCAUUCUCCCUCAAAGAAGGAAAAAGCUGCACUGAAGUUGAACAUUUUUGAUAAAAAAAAAACAAAAAACACGAUUCUUCAAAAGAUUUAAUUGACAGAAUUAGGAAAGUGGCAUCUACUCGAGUCCCCGGGCAGAAUGAAGUCGGCUACCCUAAACGUUUCUGCUGUAACUCGAUGUUGUGUGUUUUGUACACACCAUUCCUCACACAUCGGCUGCAAUUAUGCUUAGAAGUAUCGCUCUCAGCUCUCCUGAAUAUUUAUAAACUCCCGCCAGACCUCUAUAGGUUCAAUUAUUUAGGGCGAGCAAUUCAAAUGUCAAGAGUCAGAUGUCCCAUUGGAGAAUAAGGAGGCUCUGGUGUCUCUGGGUGGGUUCCUCUCUAAGAUUAACAAGUUGGACCGUGGCGUCCUGCCUCGAGUGAGCGGGAGAGAGAUACGUCUGGACAGGAGAAUUCUCGGGUUCUGGCGGGGUUCUUCCGGUCUUACCUCGCCAGCCCCGACCGAGAACUCUCCGAGAAAGGGACAGCUGAAGUCCGCUUCCCCGCCCCCUUUUUCCGGCACCUUCCCACAAAUCCACGAGUAACUGGAUCAUGGCCGCAUGUGCCAGAGGUGACAGAUGUGUACCUGCCAGCCAACUGGGUCCCGGUGGCCGGCGGAAUCUGAACACCUGCUCUAAAAAUAAAGACGCUUGCCGGCCGUCACACAUUCCCUGUCCUGUGCAGUAUACCUCCUUUCCCUUCUGCCACCACCAUACACCAUGGAGCUUUUAUGGGGGGAGCACUUGGUGCCAGGAGCUCAUUUGCCGUCGGUUCUGAUGGAGCGCCAGUGCGGGGCGAUUUAGCGCCAAGGUCCCUGUAACAUAGCAACGCACUGAAAGGGGGCGCCGUCGUUUGGGGCCUUUGAAAUGAUGUGGCACGCGUCCGCUGUCCAAACUCGGCUGCCAAGGCGGGAAGGUAUUUCAUUUUGCACUAUCGCCUUCCAGAAAGUUAAUUUCUAGGUUUUUUCCUACACAGGAAUAGAAUCACAUAAAAUCUCACAUUUGGCAUCUUACACAGUUCAUCUUCAGGAGAGGCUUCAGCACUGCCCGUAUGGCCGUAAUUCACACACACGCUCUCCUAGAGCACUCCUUCUCUCUCUCUCUCUCUCUCUCUCUCUCUCCUUCUGCCCUCUUAAUCAUACUGAAAAGGCCCGGGCCUCCGGGUCUCCAUAGCCGCCCGUUAUUCACAGCCUCAUCCCUCUAUCCUCCAUCAUUUAUUCCCCUUCAUGUGCGUUUCUUAGGCUGCUCUGUCCACUUGUCUCCAUGUCUCCAUCAGCAAUGAAUGAAAUGAAAUCAGCUACAGACUAACAUACUAACCCCAUUGUUUGUUUGUCAGGGUUCUGCCUUUAAAAACUUCUGUAACUUAUAUUAAGUGAAAAUAACACAUUAUUAUCUCUGAAAGAAUAAAGAAGGUAUUUUUUUUACACUCUGAUAUGGCAUGCCAGAGAAUGGGAGGACAGUUCGGCUCCUCUGAUUGGGUGAUGGGGUGAUGGGGAGAGGGAGACCGGUUCGGCUCCACUGAUUGGAUGGUGGGGUGCUGGAGAGCGGGAGACCGGUUUGGCUCCUCUGAUUGGAUGAUGGGGUUCUGGAGAGAGGGAGACCAGUUCGGCUUCUCUGAUAGGCCACUGGCCUCAUCUUGUCACAGACUCCUUCGUUACUCGCUCACGCGUGGACGUGUAUGGCCUGCUGACAUUGUACUUUUUCAAUAAAGGUCA